AUGAUUGUUCCGCAGUUGCCCGUGUCCGACCUGCAGGGCAGGCUUCAGAUACUGCAGGAAGAGGUUUCAGCACUCAAGGAAUGCCUCUGCACCAGUGGUGCGUUGAGCCACGACCGAUUCUUGGCGCGCCUGCACCGCGAGCGGUUUGAUCGGGUUUGUCGUACCCACCCUUUGGAGCUUGAUGGUGCGGCAACGUUGACUCGUGCCUUUGCAUUGCACGAGCUGACGGUGAGUGUUGUCAGCUUGGCCGGCGUUGCUGCUGUGCGCGCACUUCGGUCUGCAUCUCAUGCUGUUGGGCGAGCUGCCUGCCGUGCAAAGCCCGCGGCCGACCUCGUGGCAGCCAGCAGUCAGGGACAAAUCUUCGUGUGUGGCGGCUAUGAUGGGACCAGGCUGUUGGAAGACAUCCAUCGGUUUGAUCCCAUCUCCCACACUUGGGGUUCAGUGCCGCCCAUGUCACUGGCACGCGAGGCAGCGGUUGCCGCGGUGAUCGGAGGUCAGAUCGUCGUUUGUGGAGGUUUCGACGGUCAGCGUCAGCUAGAUCAAGCAGAACGCUUCGAUCCACACCAAGGUUCUUGGGGGACCUUGCCGUCCAUGACAUGCAGGCGGGCAGGCGCAGCGAGCGCCGUUGUGAAAGGAAACCUCGUCGUCUGCGGUGGAUUCAAUGGUGAGCAUUGCCUGUCGUCAGUGGAGAAGCUGAACUUAGCAGAUGGCUGUUGGGAAGCUCUUCCUCCAAUGGCCGUUCGCCGUGAGGGCGCUGCGGGUGCCGUCCUCCGGGAGCAGGUCUACGUCUGCGGAGGAAACGAUGGUGCCAACACGUUGUGUGAGGUGGAGCGCUUGGACAUAGAGGCACUUGCGUGGGAGGUGCUGCCGCCAAUGUUGACCAGGCGGGACGGUGCAGCUGCCGCAGCGUUGCAUGGAAGGCUUUGGGUUUGCGGCGGCUUCGAUGGGCAACAGUCCCUGAGCCUCAGUUCGACUGAGCACUUCGAUCCCCAUCGACGGUCGUGGAGGAGCCUGCGCCCAAUGCUGGCACGGCGGGCUGGCGCGGCUGUGGCCGUCGUUGCGGGCCAACUCUACAUCUGUGGCGGCUACGAUGGUGCGCAGAACUUGGCAGACUGCGAGCGGCUGGACCCUGUCCAAGGUGGCCAGUCAGGAAACACGGAUGUGGGAGCUGCUUCCGCCCAUGCCCCGGCGAAGCGGCUACUCAGUGCCCUGGCGUUGGUGCAGCCUCAGAUGGGCAGGAAGAAGCAGGUUUGCUGCAUUUCAUCUGACAUCGACGUGGAUGCCAUGUCCAGCUGCUGGGUCUGGUUUGCGGGAGGUAGUAUUCAAGCAGAACGCAACGCAUGGUCCGACAUCCUGAGCUUGGAUUUGGCUCUGGCGAGUGCAUAUGCAAGGAUCUUGGUUUUGGUUUUCUUCUACCUUCUCCGAGACCAAGGCUUCAACGAGGCCUUGGGCCUCAAGUUGACGGUUUACGCCACGAUUUGGGUGAAGAGGUACGAACCUUUGAGCAGGUGGCCGGCUCUGUCCCAUGCCACAGCCUGGCAUCGCUUGGGCCGCUUCGCGAAGCCCCCAGGGACCCCGGUAGCCCGGUCCCUGGCGUGGCGCCUUGGGGAGGCUCUUGAUGACGUCGGGAUCGAGAACUUCGAUGCGCGUGGAUGUGCCAACGUUAUGCAUGCCUGGGCCAUGCUUCAGCUCCGAGAGAGGCAGCUGCCAGAGCUCUGUUCUCGCGCUGAUCUGCUCAUCGCGGAUUGCAAUGAGCAAGAGUUGGCAAACAUCAUCUACUCUCUCGGGAGGCUCCGUGUAAAGGUGCCGCUGCUGCCACGAGUGUGCACAGAGGCACUUGGAAGGGUGUCUAUGCUGUCUUCCCAGGACAUGUGGCUGAUCAUCUACGCCUUGUCGCUGCUGAAGCAUCGUGACAAGAUCUUGGUUUCCGCUAUUGCCGAGGAAAUGCGGCCGAGGCUCGCCGAGUUUCGCCCGCAGGGUCUGGCGACGACGGUGUAUGCUCUCGGCAUCCUAAAGGUGGCGCCCAGCGCGCUGCUCCGUGCAGUAGGUCGGUAUGUGCCAGGUCGAUUCCAUGAGUUCUGCGAGCAAGAGGUGACAAACACCAUCUACGGCAUGGCCUUGUUGCGGUGGCGUCAGCCCAGCUUUCUGGCUGCUUGCUGCCAGCAUGUCCAAGAGCAGCUUCCGGACGCCACGCCCCGAGGUAUGUCCUGCGUUGUCUACAGCCUGGCGUUGCUGGAGUUCCACGAGGACGAGUUCUACAGCCGGGUCUGCGAGCAAUUUCAGCACAAGCUAGCGGCAUCUGUCGCGCAGGACAUUUCCAACGCUGUGUAUGGCCUAGCCCUACUUGGCACCGUACAGUCGGGCUUCCUGGCAGCCGUCGCAGCAGAGAUGCCACGGCGCCUUGAAGAGUUCACCGGCCAAGGUUUGUCCAACGUGCUAUAUGGCUACAGCGUGCUGGACCAAAGAUACCCGUCGCUUCUCCGAGCUCUCACGUCGCACCUUCCAUCGCGCUUCGACGAUCUGACGGAGCAGAACAUUUCCAACAUUGUCUGGGCAUUGGGCAACCAGAACUUCGUGGAUGGGGGGUUUCUGCGAUCCCUGGCCCGGGUCUUGCCACAGCGUGUGCAUGAGUUCACACCACAAGGAAUCUGCAUCACGGCGCAUGGCCUCGCCUUGAUGCAGCAUUCCUCAUGCUGGCCUUAUCAUGCGCGUGGAUCGAAGAAGCAAAAAGCUGGUCGCUGUCAAUCGGCUUGGAGUGUUCUGACUUGA
Messenger RNA from Symbiodinium sp. CCMP2456, 2769 nucleotides. The record is from the annotation of a GenBank genome assembly. NCBI's taxonomy places the organism in Eukaryota, Dinophyceae, Suessiales, Symbiodiniaceae.